AUGGGUGGUAAUGUGAGAAAUACACAGCGCUUAAUAGAGUUUGGAGCUGAUGUUUCUAAGACAAGCUUUAAGAAUGAAACGGCGAUGCAUCUGGCGGCAAAGAAUGGACACACAGAUGUAAUAAAACUUCUGCUUGAGUAUAAUGUUAAUGCAAACGCCUUCGAUCGGGAGCUUCGAACUCCGCUUAUGUUAGCAGCACGAGGGGGUAACUUAGAAGCCACUCGCUUACUUAUUGAUAAUGGAGCAGAUGUAGAUGCUUGCGAUGAGGACAGUUGUAACGCUCUAGAUUAUGCUGCUAAAGAAAACCACGCGAAUGUAGUGCAGUUUCUUAUCUCAAAAGGAGGCCCAAGGAUGGAUGUAAUAACAAACAAAGCUCUGACUAUGGCGUCUAGUCUCGAAUUGAUUAAGUUUCUUGUUGACGGCGGAGCCGACGUAGACUUAAGGCACUUAAGUGGUGAUACACUGUGCAUAAUGCUGUCGCAAAGGGCCAUUGUGGGACAAUCGGUUACCUUUUAGAUCACGGUGCAAACGUUUACGCAGAAAUUGGGAUGACUAAAGGUGAUGCACCAAUUUGGUCUGCUUUGACUUGUGGCCAAGCUGAGGCUGCAAGAAUUUUAUUUCAAAGAGGGUCCAAUCCAGAUUUACUUGUCCCCUCUUACCUGUUUAUAGCUGCUGAAUAAGGCUUUGUAGAUGUUUUGACUCUCCUUCUCGACCUGGAUUGGCCUGUAGAUGCCCUGACGCACACCGCAGAGAAACAGCUCUGUUUUCAGCUCAGGGAAGGUGCCAGGGAAGGUAACUUUCAAGCUGUCAAAGUUCUUUUGGACCGAGGUGCUGACGUUGAUGGUCAUGUUUGUAGCGAGAACGAUGAUGAUGACACUUACAACCACGAGAGGGAAGAAAACAACUAUGAUGACUAUGGUAGCAACAGUGAUUAUGAUUCUGACUCAUAUUGCACACCCGGCCAUUCAAUAACUCCCCUGUACUGCACCUUAAAGACAGGAAAUGGAGAAAUUGCUAUGCUUCUGAUAGACAGAGGAGCAGAUACUACCACCCCGGAGGGUGUGUUAAGGUCACUUGUAUCAUACGCUGUCAAGCACAAUCUUAAAGACAUUGUUGACAAACUUGGCGGAAUCGAUCUCUCUGAUGAUGGAAAUGUUAUUCACGAGAUCAAAGGAGACGAUACCUUACUGAAAUCAAAAGCUCUAAUCGGGGACGUUGACUCUAUGCGUGCUAUUUUAAAAACGGGUGUGGAAGUUAAUUUUAAGGACAUGAAUGGGGACACUGUCCUUGCUUGUGUUCUUGAUAAUAGAUAA
This is a messenger RNA of Pocillopora meandrina, 1313 nucleotides long. Lineage: Eukaryota; Metazoa; Cnidaria; Anthozoa; Scleractinia; Pocilloporidae. The record is from the annotation of a GenBank genome assembly.